This is a messenger RNA of Rhipicephalus sanguineus (brown dog tick), 812 nucleotides long. Its product is annotated as cAMP-regulated phosphoprotein 19. The transcript has 3 exons. Gene Ontology annotation, cellular component: cytoplasm. Gene Ontology annotation, molecular function: protein phosphatase inhibitor activity. NCBI's taxonomy places the organism in Eukaryota, Metazoa, Arthropoda, Arachnida, Ixodida, Ixodidae. The record is from RefSeq and is a predicted model, not a curated record. Bases 163 to 525 code for a protein of 120 amino acids.
AUCUUUUAGUGCCAGUUUUUGCCGGUUGUCGUCUCUUUAAAAAAAAUAAGCAGCUGCCGAUCACCGCUCAACGGUGUAACCGUCUCGCCGAUUGCGUUCCCGUGGAAGUCUUCGUUUUACCGUGAAUUCAUUCCUGGAUUUCGCUUACAGUUUCUUAAAUCAAUGGCCGCGGAGGAAAGUCAAGGCGCAGGAUGCGCCGCAGAUGCCGAUAUAACGGAAAAAGAUGAGCAGCAAACGAUGCGGAAAGCAGAAAUGGAAGAAGAAGCAAAGUUCAAGUCCAAAUACCCGGCAAACAUGAGGCCCGGAGGAUCUCUCUUCCUUCAGAAACGAUUGAACAAAGGGCAAAAGUAUUUCGACUCUGGAGACUACAACAUGGCCAAGGCAAAAGGCCAGAAAGUGGUUCCACGGGUUCCUCCCGCCGUCCCCCAGAACCCCACGGGGGAGACCAUCCCCACAGUGGAGUCGCUGCCGCCACGCAAGACCUCUCUGGUACAGAGCAAGCUGGCCACGGGGCUUUCUUCCUAGGAAGUGCAAAGUGGGGCUGCCCGCCCUACGGGGCUCUGGGUGACAUGAAACUCCUUUGCUGUUGUUGCUCCCCCCCCUACAAGAUUGAAGUGCAGCACAUGGGGGACAUCCAGGAGAUGUGCGUUUGCUCAUAGUUGGGAGCACAGGGCUAUUGGAUCUGAACUGGUCAGGUGCUUAUAAGAUCAACCAGUCCCACUUUUGCUCGAUUUGGCAAGACCGGGCCGACUGUAGGAGCAAGUCAUUGAUCUGGUGUUUUUGUGUUCUGGCAAAAGUUCAAAGGUGAAUGU